AUGCUAACUAUAGAGGAUCUAAAAAAACCGCCUCUACCGUGGACGGAUUCGUUUUUCGGCUGGAGUCAAUUACGGUCGGCUUAUUCCUUUCCGGGCAGCUGGAGAGAAAUGGGGAGGCGUGUGGACGCGAAUUUUGUGGAGUUUCUGGGAAACUACCUCCGGGUUCUUCUAGUCUUCCUGGUGUGCGUCAUGUACAAGCGGCCAGUGGCGUGUGCGGGACUGGUGGCCCUGGUGCGGCUGUGGCACGAGCUGAAAAAGUGCAACGCGGCGCUGCUAGUGCACAAGGACAGCUGGCGCUUGCACGCUGGCCGGUUCCUGCUGCAGCUAGCCCUGUGGGUGGUGGCAUUCUGCUUCAGAGUUGUGCCGGCUCUCUCACUCGCCCUCAGCCUCUCACUCUUUGGUAAGCCCUCAGCCUUGCCUGAUUCUGUUAGCCCCCAGCCAUCUUCCUCUUCCAUCUAUGCAGCUAUCCUGCUGCACAGCUCGCAUCACCACCCACCGCCAUUGCAACCCCAUGUAUCGUGCGUUUGUCCUCCCCUCAUUAGCCUCACCCCCCGUCUCUCCUCACUCUCCAUCUCUUCUGACCCGCCGUCUCUCCUCACUCCCCAUCUCGUCUCACCUGCCGUCUCUCCUCACUUCCAGUCCCUCUACCCCGUCUCUCCUCUCAUCUCCCUUCUCUCCUCUCCCGUCUCGGCAGUUAUCCUGCUACACAGCUUGCUACGCCACCCACCGCCCCUGCAGCCCCCAUGUAUCGUGUGUUUGUCCUAA
Closterium sp. Yama58-4 is the source of this 765-nucleotide messenger RNA. The record is from the annotation of a GenBank genome assembly. Lineage: Eukaryota; Viridiplantae; Streptophyta; Zygnematophyceae; Desmidiales; Closteriaceae.